GUUAAAGAACUCUUUUCCUCUUUGGGAGUUGACUGUAAUAUCCUGGAACUUGAUCAAGUUGAUGAUGGGGCCGGUGUUCAGGAAGUGCUGUCAGAAAUCACUAACCAGAAAACCGUGCCCAAUAUCUUUGUGAAUAAAGUCCACGUGGGCGGAUGCGACCAGACGUUUCAGGCACAUCAGAGUGGUUUGUUACAGAAGCUCCUUCAGAAAGAUUCAGCAUAUGAUUACGAUCUCAUUGUCAUUGGCGGUGGUUCUGGUGGCCUUGCCUGCGCGAAGGAAGCUGCCGUUUUGGGAAAGAAAGUUAUGGUGCUAGACUUUGUGGUCCCGUCACCUCAGGGCACAUCCUGGGGGCUCGGUGGUACGUGUAUAAAUGUAGGCUGUAUUCCUAAGAAACUGAUGCACCAAGCUGCCCUUUUGGGGCAGGCGCUACGUGACUCAACCAAGUUUGGCUGGGAAUGUGACCAACAGGUGAGGCACAACUGGAAGAACAUGACAGAAGCGAUUCAGAACCACAUCGGCUCUCUAAAUUGGGUCUACAGGUUGUCUUUGAGGGAAAAGGCUGUGACCUAUGUCAAUUCCUAUGGAGAAUUUGUUGAACAUUAUAAAAUAAAGGCAACCAAUAGAAAAGGACAGGAAACUUGUUAUACUGGGGCAAAAUUCGUCAUAGCAACAGGUCAAAGGCCACGGUAUUUAGGAAUCGAAGGAGAUAAAGAAUACUGUAUUACUAGCGAUGACCUUUUUUCUCUGCCUUAUUGCCCUGGCAAAACGUUGGUAGUGGGUGCCUCUUAUGUUGCUCUGGAAUGUGCAGGAUUUCUUGGUGGCCUUGGCUUAGAUGUCACGGUUAUGGUGCGCUCCAUCCUUCUUCGUGGCUUUGAUCAAGAAAUGGCAGAGAAAGUGGGUUCCUACAUGGAACAGUGUGGUGUUAAGUUCUUAAGAAAGUUUAUACCCGUGGUGGUUCAACAGUUGGAGAAAGGUUCACCUGGAAGGCUGAAAAUAUUGGCUAAAUCCACUGAAGGACCAGAAACUAUUGAAGGAGUAUAUAACACA
Messenger RNA from Galeopterus variegatus (Sunda flying lemur), 1047 nucleotides. RefSeq names its product thioredoxin reductase 3. NCBI's taxonomy places the organism in Eukaryota, Metazoa, Chordata, Mammalia, Dermoptera, Cynocephalidae. Gene Ontology annotation, cellular component: mitochondrion; cytoplasm. The record is from RefSeq and is a predicted model, not a curated record. Gene Ontology annotation, molecular function: thioredoxin-disulfide reductase (NADPH) activity. The annotation marks the transcript as partial. Gene Ontology annotation, biological process: cell redox homeostasis. The transcript is spliced from 9 exons.